ACUCGUGUCCUACCGGCGGGGCUGAUGUCUGACUCUGUUAGUUAGAAACACUCUGUUCUCUGCUCUCCUCUUAAUUCCCCCCCCCCCAAAACACGAAUGCAAGACAGUGUCGAGGAGCUGUUCACUUCAGCACCGCCAGACAAACCCAGGCAGAGCCUCAUGAUGAAGAUGAUGAUGCUGAUGAAGAUGAUGAUGCUGAUGAGUGCAUGCGGACUGCAGUAACACACACCAGCAGCAACAGCCCCGCAUUCCUCCAGCUGAGCCUCCGGUGCAAUGGUCCAUGCCAUCUCCAUCUGUUGUAGCUGGUCUGGCAGGAGAGGGUAUCUGAAGAACGGCAUCUCUAUGGACUAAAAAUAGUCACAGGAUUUCACAACCUGACCAGAACAGGACAAGGAUCUCUGUCUCUCUCUGUCUGUCUUUUCUUCAGUCUUCAUCUCAGUGUCUCUUUGUGUUGUACUGUUAUGACGCCAUGUCUCAAACUGGAAAAGUCCUGCAUUUGUAUGUGGAGGUGAGAUCCCCACCAGAGCAUGAUGAGAAAGGUAGUUCCUGUGAAACAACAGUGGAGCAAGAUGGUCCUGUUGAGGCUUUGACCAAAUUAGCACAGGUGGCUUCAGGAUUUUCCACACCUCCCAGCAGCACAUUCAGACCAAAUGUAAGCUUCCUACUACAGCCCACACACAAUUCUCUGGAUUCCCCUCAAAGACGCAGCAUUCCCCAGCAGGAACCAUUCCAACAGGUGUCCUCUGGCUUCAAUAACAACAUUGACUGUAAACAAUUGAAACAGGUCCAAUCGUUGUCGUUCUCUGGACGGACAUCUGGUCCGGGGACGCCUUGCCGAGCCUGCAGUCAUCAACAGGACUCUAAACCAGAGCCCGGACAGAGGUCUGUGGUCACUUUUAGCUACAUUGAGAAGCCCCACAUCAAAACUGUGGAGAGUCCUUGUAACAGUCCCAGUGGAAUAAAGGAGGCAUCUGCUUGCCCACGUAAGAGGUGUAGUGAUCCAAAGCGGUCUCACCCUAAUGAGUCUUCCUGCAAUAAUAGUCCAUUUCACCAGCACAUGGGUUAUCCAGGAUUUUGUUCCUCUACUUUGGAUCCCGUCGGUCAAGCAGCAACACAGCGAGCCCUGGAGGAGUUUGGCUCUCCCCAGAUGAGGUGUAAGUUUUCUCGUGGCCCAGACUGGAGUCCGGAGUUUCACCAACGGCAGAGGGCACGAUGCCAGUCUUGGGCAGGUUCACCAGUGCCAAACUGCAGUGCCUACCGCCAUGAUCCUGACCCUGGCAGGGUCGAAGCUGCAUGUGGUGUCCCCAAAAGCCCAGCACCAGAUGCUUUUUCAUCCCACACAGGGCAUAACAACCAGCAGAAAUCCACCUCCAGGUCCCAAGGAUGCCCCAACCAGAACCUCCCUUCAAAGCAAGACUGUUCCACACCAGUCAGUCAAAGUUGGGGAAGCCGGGCUGAAGAUAAGCCUCUGUCAGGACAAAGAACAAGCCUCACAAACACACCCACUCAUGGUUUGAACCAGCUUAGUGGAAGCAAUAACUCCUCAGCCCUGAACAGUCCAGAGGUAGCCCGCAAGAUUGCAGAAGAGGCCACCAAGGUUUCAACUAUUUUCAACGAGGUCCGCAGUUCUCCUCCUCCCGUUGUUUUCAGAGGUUCAUCUAAUCUAAGCAGCACAAACUAUGGGUAUCCUUCGAGAGAAAUCCAGCAUGAGACCUUGCAACAGAGUCCAGUGCAGCAUUUGGCUGUUAAGAUGAACAUACCUGUGCAUGAAGACCAUCCUACAACAAAUGGGGUUUCUCCGCACCUGCAUGAAGCAAUAGCUACUAAGAGCUCAGAUUUAAGAGAUGACCUGACUGAUCACUCAUUCUGCUCUGUCCCAGUGGGAGCCCCUGAUUCUCCAGCCCUCCCGUCUCGUCUUCUUCGUCCAAGUCUGUCCAAUGCAGACGUGUGUUCUCCUCUCCGAGAUCCUCGUCAGCUUAGGGCUGACCUGCCAGUCUCUAACAGCCCCACUUUACACCGUCACAAGCCUCCACAGUACACUGGAGAGGAGUGGACCUCCGGGGAACCCUGGUUCCUGGACGAGGAGGACUGGGAUGACCAUGUCAUUUCAGAAAGCGUGGAGAUCUCCAGGCGGUUGUUCAUCGGUCAGAGUGUGGACAAUUCUCCAGUCAGUUGGACAUCUAGACAGCAGUGGAAAGAGCAGGCGAAGAAAGAGGAAGUGAAGUUCAGUUUGACAGAAAAAUUUGAAGGGACACUCAAGAGCAGCAGUCCAGUGUACAAAAAAAGGGUUGAGGUCACAGAACGGGGAGAGGGGAAUGUUAGCAAUUCAGUAUGUGGAGCAAACCACAGCCCAGGGGAAAGAGUAGAGGAGAUGACCAGGAUAACGCAGCAACAGAGACAGGCAGAAUGGAGGAGAAGGCAGGCUUUGCUUCUAGGGCCAGUGGUAUUAGAAGAGGGAGAUGGGGAGAGAGGGGAGGAUGAACAGGGGUUUGGAGAACACCAGGCUUUGGCUGGGUCAUCCCCGAGCUCCAGUGGAGUAACGGGAAGCCUAGGAGACAGAGAUUGCAUCUCACCUGAGUCCAGCCAGAACAGCAACCAUUCAGAUCACCCAUCAUCAGGAAUACAGUCCGAUGGUGGUUCUUUGGUGCCAGGUCCAUCUCUGCACUGUCAGAAAAUUGCUCGUGCCAAGUGGGAGUUUCUUUUUGGCACUCCAGCAGAAAACACUGCCAGUGAACGAGAGAAGAAUGUUCCAGAAACCUCCACAGCUCCACCAAGUGGUCUAUCCACCCCAAUCCCGCCCUCUUUUCUGCCACUUGAGGAGCUCGCUCUCAGAGCUAAUCAUGACGUUCAACAUGUGGAGGUGGAGCUAGUGACUCCACCCCCUGCCGCCCCAGGCACCUCCCCCAAAACUGGCAUAAUUCGGCGAACUUUAAAAUACUCUGAGACCGAUCUGGACGCCGUUCCGUUACGAUGUUAUCGGGAGACCGAUAUAGAUGAAGUGCUGUUAGCCGAGCAAGAGGACGCUGACUCAGCGUUUGGAAGUAACCGAAGUGUCAUGGGAACUUCCUGUGCCGGGAGUAGCCCUCUAGGAGAGAUGCCGAAUGAAAGAACAGAUGGACAGGAGGAUGGGGAGGAGGAGGAGGAUGAGGAGGAAGAGGAGGGUGUUGCGAGCUGGGUCACUGUCAGGAUGCAGGGCGAUGUGAGGAGGUUGCUGGCCGAUCAGGAGCGAUACGAAGAAGAGGAGUUUUACAGCAUUAUGCUAAAGAGGCCCCGAGAUCAUUUCAUUAACAACCACCCAGCUCUGAAAUCUCCCAUCCUGGUCCGUGGCCCUCGAAGAAAGUCCGGAGACAGUUUAGACACAUUCAGCAGGCAUUUUGAGAACAUCAUGGAGUCACAUCGUGCCAAAGGCACCUCUUACAGUAGUCUGGACAGUCUUGACCCUCUGACCUCUAGUACUCAAACUGUUCUGACCUUUGACCUUCCCACACUGACUCCACAAGUGCAGGGUCAGAUCUACCAGAGUGUGCGGCAAAUCGUGGAGCUCAGCUUUGCUCCAUUGGCUCACGUAGAGAUGCCCAGCCUCUCAGAGUCUGUGCUGACGAUAACAGGGGACACCGAUGCCACACGGGCACCAUCCAGUGAACGCCUCAGCAGUGGGUCCGACGAUCGCAACGGGCGGAGCUGGCAGAUCAACCCACCACUUUCACUGCCCAGAGAGAAAUCUCCUCGCUUCGCUGCAGACCCAGAGUUGGAUCAGGAACUGAGUGAGCGUUUGGGUUUAGGGAGUAAUGACACUCUCAGCAACCGUGCCGACCUGGAAGCUGCCAAACGUCUGGCCAAACGCCUCUUCAACCUCGACGGCUUCAGGAAGUGUGACGUUGCACGUCAUUUGGGUAAAAACAAUGACUUCAGUCGCAUGGUAGCAGAGGAAUAUCUGCACUACUUCAGUUUUACAGGAAUGACUUUGGACCAAGCGCUAAGGGCAUUUUUAAUAGAAUUUGCACUGACGGGCGAGACGCAGGAGAGAGAGCGAAUCUUGGCACACUUUUCCCAUCGAUAUCAGCAGUGCAAUUCAUCCCUCACACUAUCUGAAGACGGUGUCCAUACGCUGACCUGUGCACUUAUGCUGCUCAACACAGACCUGCACGGCCACAACAUUGGCAAGCGAAUGUCCUGCUCUCAGUUCAUCGGGAAUCUGGAAGGACUAAACACUGGCAGUGAUUUUCCUAAAGACCUCCUCAAGGCCCUGUACAACUCUAUUAAAAAUGAAAAGCUGCAGUGGACAAUCGAUGAAGAAGAGUUGCGCAAGUCGUUUUCGGAGCUGGGAGAGCACCGAGACGAGCCAAACUCCCGAGGAAUGAAGCGGACGGGCAGUGGUUUGGUUUCUCCGUCUGGGUCACUUCUCUAUAAAACGGGUUUCUUGGUGAGGAAGGUCCACGCUGACUGUGAUGGAAAGAGAACACCUCGUGGGAAAAGAGGAUGGAAAACAUUUUAUGCUGUUCUUAAGGGACUCAUCCUUUACCUGCAGAAGGGCGAGUAUCGGCCGGAUAAACAGCUUUCCGAUGAGGAUUUGAAGAAUGCUGUGUCGAUUCACCAUUCCUUGGCCAUCCGAGCCACAGACUACAGCAAACGGCCAAACGUGUUUUACCUCCGGACCGCUGACUGGAGAGUCUACCUCUUUCAGGCGCCGAAUGCUGAACAAAUGCAGUCUUGGAUCACACGCAUCAACACAGUGGCGGCCAUGUUUUCAGCCCCGCCCCUCCCUGCUGCCAUUGGCUCACAGAAGAAGUUUAGUCGACCGCUGCUGCCAGGCUCCGCCUCCAAACUAUCACAGGAGGAGCAGGUACAGGCUCAUGAAACACGAUUUCGCUCCAUCUCCACCGAGCUCGUACAACUGCGCUCUUAUCCGCCUGACCGAAAGGUGAAAGGUCGUGAACUUGAGGAGUACCGACUGAGAGAGGAGUAUCUAGAGUUUGAGAAAACGCGCUACGAGACGUACAGCAUGCUCCUGCGGGCCAAGCAGCGCUGCGGCGGCGAUGACCUGUCUGUGUUCGAGUCCAUGCUCCUGGAGGAAGGGGCGUUACAGAGAGCUCAAUCCAGUCCCACACUACAGGACAGCAGUCUGACCUGCAGCACCAGAGACGGCCCGAGCCAGACCAACACCGCAUGUGUCCCACAAGAGCCCAACAACAGCUGCUCCCGCGGACAGGGCCAGAGACACAGCUACCGGCAGGCCGUCCGCAAGUGAACCCGCGGGAAGCUCGCGUUACUGGAGAGGAAGUGAGGUCUCUCUCUUUCCUGUGUGCGCCCUCCUGCUCUGUGCCAUCAGGAAGUGGUGUUGAUUCUGACUGAAUCUGACUCUGUGAUUGGCUGAUGGGUGGGUGAUGUCACAACACAAGGUGCUAUGGAAUCUGGUCGGGAGAACGUGUUUCUCGGAGGGAAUUAUGAAAUGCAUAAAAUGUUCCUUUGCCUUCUAGUUCUCGGUUUCUUCUGCGACUUUUCGCCAUGCAUCGCCCACUACCUAGGCCUGGCGUGCUUAAACAUCUUCAAAAGCAUAUAAAGAUACCAUGUCGUUGGCAGGUUUUUAGUUUUGCAUCCCUAGAAUUAACUCAUUUGUUCACAAAGCA
Rhinichthys klamathensis goyatoka is the source of this 5627-nucleotide messenger RNA. RefSeq names its product PH and SEC7 domain-containing protein 1. The coding region runs from base 470 to 5248 and encodes 1592 amino acids. The transcript has 17 exons. Gene Ontology annotation, biological process: regulation of ARF protein signal transduction. Gene Ontology annotation, molecular function: protein binding; guanyl-nucleotide exchange factor activity; phospholipid binding. Lineage: Eukaryota; Metazoa; Chordata; Actinopteri; Cypriniformes; Leuciscidae. The record is from RefSeq and is a predicted model, not a curated record.